Molecule: messenger RNA, 960 nt
Organism: Lactuca sativa (garden lettuce)
Lineage: Eukaryota; Viridiplantae; Streptophyta; Magnoliopsida; Asterales; Asteraceae
Source: RefSeq, a predicted model, not a curated record
AUGGGGAGUUACAGAAUUGUUACAAAUCGUCCAAGUGUAAACACCGACUUUACCUCUUCCAAGUUGUUCAUUAACUCUCACAUAGAUGAAAUUACCAAUCUCAACAAAAGUUUGGAUGGAGAUGAUCGUCCUCAUUCAUCUACAAAUACAUUUUCACUUGUUCCAUCCAAUCAAACUUUUGCAUAUGAUGAUUUCAUGGUAAAAAAUAACUUGAAGGGUAUCGUUGAGGUUUGGGAACCUGUUGAGAAAUGCCAUUUCAUUAUUGUGGGCACUAUAAAGGAAAUUUUGCAAAACCAAAAAUGGUAUUAUCAAGCAUGUACCAACUCUUUUGGAAAACCAGAUGAAAGUGAUGCUCAUCAAACAAAGUCUUAUGAAUGUCAUAAUGAAAAUUGCACAAAAACUACCACUUUAGUUGUUCCAAGGUUUAUGAUUCCUAUACGUGUACAAGAUAAUACGGGAACUAUAACCUUAACCAUGUUUGAGAGAGAAGACGAUAUUGGUUUAUAUCCGGGGGAAAUUAAUGCAUUGAAAGGUUUGAAAUUGGCCUUUAAAAUUUAUGUUACAAAAUUCAAGGUGUCCAACAAAAACAACCAAUAUGGUAUUGCUAGAAUCAGUGAGGAUGAGACUUUAAUCGAACAACUUGAAAAUAAGUUCACCGAGUCACAGCCUUCUAAUUCACAAUCAUUGGAUUUUGGUUCGGUCGAUUUGCAAUCUCAAGAGAUCAAAAAUUUAAAGGAUGCAGUUUCUGGCAUAGAUAACAUAACUCCUUCCACUAUCGAUAAAAACGACACAACAAGUCCAAUGAAGAUUUUGAACACAACACCAGUCUUAAAGCGAAAUCUGGAAGAAGUUUUCGAUUUAGAGUUGAAUGAUCACUUAUCUACAUCAAAAACUCCAAAAAUAUCUCCAUAUGGUCCGGCAAAACAAUUGUUGAUCGUAAAGUUGGAGAAAAAUGGUUGA